GAAAAGCCAGUAAAUUUUUUUCUUUAACAUGAAAACGAAAACGUUAAUAUUAUCUCUCAUAAUUUGCGCAUUCUUUUUCGUGGCUGAUGGAUCUCGUUAUAUGAAAGAUGAAUAUAGUGAUGGAUUGGAAAGAGAAUCUGAUAAUGGAAACAGAUUCGCGGUAAAUCAAACACGAGAUUUUAACAAAAGUCGUGCUGGCAAAAUAAAUGAGUCUGACAAUGAUGAAAUAGAUCUUCCUGAAAGUGACCCCCCUGAAAGAGAUUUGAACGAAGAUGAUGAUGAUGGUCCUCCUGAACGGGGCCCUCCAGGAAGAGGUCCUCCAAGACGAGGUCCAUCAGGAAGAGGUCCUCCAAGACGGGGUCCACCAGGCAGAGGUCCUCCUGGAUUGGGUCCUCAUAGACGAAGUCCUCCAAGAAGAGGACCACCUAGUUUUGACGAAGAUGAUUAUGUCGAUGAUGAUGAAGGCAGAUUUGGUAAUUAUGGAAGAGGUCCACCAAACCGAGGUUCUCUCAGAAGAGGACGACCUAGUUUUGAUGACAAUGAUGAUAAUAAUAGAAAUAAAAAUUAUGGAAAUGGUCUUCCUAGAAGAGAUCAUUCUGGUUAUGAUAAUUCUGAAAAUGAUGGAAGAAACAAUGGAGACGAAAAUGAACAAAUACGGAGGGGAUCAAUUGGACGUAAUAAUUAAAAAAAAUAUUUUUAAAAUCAACGAUAAUAAAGAGAACAAUUCACAACAAUAAAAUUUAGUAUUUCUAAAUAAAUAUUCAUAUUAUUUUAUUAACAUUGUUCACGAUAAGAAUAAAUUGUAUAAAGAAAAAGUAUAUAAAAUACUUUAAGAAUAUGGCAAAUAUAAUAUAAAAUGGCAUAAAAUUAUUUUUAAUUUUUCCUGCGUGACAAGAGCGAAAUUAUAAGAUACAAAUAGUAUUUUUUAAACUGUCACGUGGACUUAAUCGUACAUAUAAAGCAGAAUGAAGAAAAAAUUAGUUAUUCUAACUCGAUACUGUUGAUUAUUCAACAACUAUGAGAAGAAUUACAUUGACACUCUUAGUUGUCAUUUGUGUGACUACUUUUGCGAUUGGUCUACCUUGUCAUGGAACAUAUGGAGGAGGUGGUGGAACUGCUCCGGGUUAUUAUUCUGCCCCAUCAGGAGGUGGAGGAUAUUCUGGGGGGAGUGGAUAUCCAAGUGGUGGUGCUCCAUCAGGAGGUGGUGGUGGUGGAGGAUUCAUGGGCACAAUGACAGGGAUGGCUGAAAAUUUGAUGCAAUAUACUAAAAAAAUGAAGGGAUAAAAAUAAAAAGAUGCAUUGAUAUUAUGAAUCAUAUUUGUAAUUCCUUAAUUUGUUAAUAUACUUUAUAAAUAGUUAAAAAUUGAAUAUUAUAUUGAAGCUAAAGCUGAUUUUGAUUAUUCGGUAAAAAAAUAUUAUAUAAUGUAUUUUAGAAAAUAAUUAUGUUGUUUGAAAUAU
Messenger RNA from Chelonus insularis, 1458 nucleotides. RefSeq names its product RNA-binding motif protein, X chromosome-like. The transcript has 4 exons. The record is from RefSeq and is a predicted model, not a curated record. Lineage: Eukaryota; Metazoa; Arthropoda; Insecta; Hymenoptera; Braconidae. The coding region runs from base 29 to 685 and encodes 218 amino acids.